Messenger RNA from Vigna radiata var. radiata (mung bean), 654 nucleotides. RefSeq names its product phosphatidylinositol N-acetylglucosaminyltransferase subunit P-like. The record is from RefSeq and is a predicted model, not a curated record. Lineage: Eukaryota; Viridiplantae; Streptophyta; Magnoliopsida; Fabales; Fabaceae. The transcript is spliced from 4 exons. The coding region runs from base 1 to 654 and encodes 217 amino acids.
AUGGAAAGUCCCCACUCUGUGAACAGUCCAAGAAGAACUCUCAGUCUGUCAAAGCAGCGGAGGGCAACUGUGUCCUUUUUGGACCCUGAUGNCAAAACCUCUGGCUUCGGAUUGUCUGGCGAUCAUGGCCCUAAGCCUUUUGAAGUUUAUGGUUUUGUAGGUUCUAUUACCACUGUUGUUGCUACAGUUAUUUUCUUCAUAUGGGCAUAUGUUCCAGAAUCAUGGCUACAAUUUGCUGGCAUCUCGUACUAUCCUAGCAGAUAUUGGGCUUUAGCAGUACCAACAUAUGUGAUGGUGACCAUUAUUUUGAUGUUGGGAUUCUACAUUGGCCUUAACUUUAUUUCAACACCUUCGCCUUCUUCUUUAAACACAGUUUUUGAUGAAUUCAGUAGAGAUCCUUCGAGUAACGAGUGUUCUCUAGAAGAUGAAAAGCCCAUCGAUCCCAUUUCAGAUAUCGGCCUUGACAGAAUCAAUGAUGUUAUGUUCAAUAAUGCAAUGGGUUUGUAUGUUCCAAACGGGUUCUACAAAAUCAAUUCAACUUGUAUGUUCCAAACGUGUUGUAAAACUCCUAUGGGUUUGUACGUCCCAAACGGGUUCUACAAAAUCAAUUCAAUUUGUAUGUUCCAAACGUGUCGUUUAAAUCCUAAACCCUAA